Molecule: messenger RNA, 2603 nt
Organism: Phaeodactylum tricornutum CCAP 1055/1
Lineage: Eukaryota; Bacillariophyta; Bacillariophyceae; Surirellales; Neidiaceae
Exons: 2
Coding region: 255-2603 (782 amino acids)
Biological process (GO): protein phosphorylation
Molecular function (GO): ATP binding; protein kinase activity
Source: RefSeq, a predicted model, not a curated record
GCGUGGACGGGAGCCGUUUUCCGUGCCCUUGAAUUGCAGUCGCAUCACACCAUGGUGGAUAGAGACACCCCAACCGAAUACACUCUUCUUACCCAUCUAAACACAAGUCUCCACCAACGUACCAUCGUUGUGGAAACAAGGAAAGUCGUACUGUAGAGACCAGCGCCGCGCCGUACCGCACCGCACCAACAGUACACUACUCUUGAGAACACAAGCGACGGCCUACACAACAAAAGAACAAACCGACCUAUAUAAUGGGAAACUCGGCUUCCUCGUUGCCGUACGCCAUUGGGAAACAAACGGCGAUCGUCAAUGACGGUUGGGCGUUGCAUGAAGGCACACAAAAGUCGGACGGUUCGGACGUGUCGGUCUUUGUGGCGAAGAAAGCCGUCUUGAACAAGACCGCCAUCGAUCGGGCACGCGAUCCGUCCCGGACGCAGCUCGAACCCGCCCUCCACCACUUCUCCUAUUGCAAGAAACUGCGUCAUCCGCACAUUCUACAGGUACUGGCGACGCUCGACACCGAUCACCCUAACGACGCCAAUAACGCGACUGCGGUAUCGUCUACUGCCGCAUCGCAAGCGACCAAAGAAACGGGGGAUCUCAUCAUCGUUACCGAACGCUGUGUGCCACUCGACGUCUGGUUGCAGCAAGAAAAUCCUCCCCCGGAACAAUUGGCCUGGGGACUAGAAGUUGUCGUUUGUGCCCUACAUUUUCUACACGCUUCCGCCAAUCUCGCGCACGGAAACAUCUCGCCGGCCUCUUUUUUCGUGACCCGCGCCGGAGACGUCAAACUCUGGAACUUUGUCCUCGUCACCCCAACACACCAGGCUUCCGGAGGACUCUCGAACCAUUUUCAAACCUACGAGGAUCUCCUCACCCCACAGCCCUACCGUUCGCCCGAACGACAACAACGCAAUUGGGCCGCGCUAGCGGCGGAGGGGACGCACGCCAUGGACAGUUUCGGCUUGGCUUUGUUGAUUGCACACUUUUACGGAGGCACGGUCCCCCCGCCUCUGCAGAAGGCUGUCCAACGACUGCAAACGCCCAACGUCAAAAUGCGCCCCCGUCUUCAACCACUCCUCAAAUGCCCGCUCUUCGAUACACCCUACCAAAAAUUACAACUCCAACUCGAAGAAUUCAUGGUCAAACCGGUGGAAGAGAAAAUCGCAUUUUGGCAAAACUUGACGCCCCAGUUACAGGCCGCCUUGAUUCCGGAAAAUCUAGCCGUGUACAAGUUAAUGCGCAUCAUGAAAUCCACCAUUGACACCAUCUGCCAAUCUGACUCGAUGCGAUCACAAGAUAUGUAUCGACGAGAAUAUUUGUUGUGCGAAUCUCACCCCAUUCUGGUUCCGUCGCACCACGCAGUAUCCUCUAUACUAAAACCGCUCUUUUUUGUUGGCGAGCAUUACUUGGACAACGAUUUUGGCAAAGAACUGACGUCGACCGUUUCUAUUUUGUUCACGGUGAACGACCGAGGCAUUCGAGGCGCUCUCUUGCAAAAGGCUUCCCUUUUUUCCAAACAUCUCGACAAGAAUACCCUCAAUCAAGCUGUUUUUGAGCCCGUGUGCAGUGGAUUCUCGGAUUCCAGUUCCGCCCUGCGGGAACUCACCCUCAAAGCCACGCUCGGCAUGGUCCCCUGCUUGACGCCGCCUAGUUUAGAAAAGCUUUCACGGUAUCUCGUACGCUUGCAGAGCGAUCCCGAAGCCUCUAUCCGGACCAACACUGUCAUUUUCUUAAGAAAACUCGCACCACAUUUGACCGAUACGACGCGCCACAAAAUGCUGCUGCCAGCUUACGUAAGGGCCCUGAAAGAUCCUUUUACGCCAUGUCGAUUGGCAGCUUUGCAAUCGGUGCUGACUUCCAAGGAGUUUUUCGAACCCAACAUUUUGGCGGGUAAGGUAUUGCCUGCGGUUACACCCUCAUUGUUGGACGGAGCAGCCGAUGUCCGCAAAGAGGCCUUCACUGUAGUGGACGAUUUAUUGUUCGCGUUGCGGCAAGAAAGCGAACGCAUGAACUCCCAACCGGAUGCAUCCGCAAAGACCGCGGUGACGGCGCCGGGAGUACCUCCAUCUGUCCCCCAGACGUCGACUACUCCAGUUCCGUCGGCGCCGUCGUCUGGAGGAUACUUGACCGGACUGUCCUCCUGGAUGACAUCCUCGGCCAAGCCGACUGAACCUGUUCCGUCGACGGCAAGAGCUGGACCGCCGCGUAGUGCCCCAGCUCCCGCCAUAUCUGCGCCAGCCGCAGGAGCAGGGUAUACACCUGCUGCACCCCUCGCCAUGGCGCACCUGACGCUCGAUGAUGAUGCCAAUGACGACGACGGUGGAUGGGGGGACGACGAUCUCGAUGUAAGUGAACCGCCGAGGGCACAACGACCAACGGGGGUGACCACGACAAAGAGCUCCUUGUUUGCACCGGCACCUGCAGAGGACGACUUCUUUGGGUCAUUUGAUGCUAAGCCUGUGAAGCAAGCUUCUUUGCGUGUGAGCAGUGCGGGCAAACUCAGCAUUCCUGCGAAAAAGACGAAACCAGUUACCAAAGCAGCUAUUACAAAACUCGCUGCAGACGAUAACAUGGACGACGGAUGGGACGAAUUUUAA